This is a messenger RNA of Cercospora beticola, 897 nucleotides long. RefSeq names its product peroxidase family protein. Gene Ontology annotation, molecular function: peroxidase activity. The record is from RefSeq and is a predicted model, not a curated record. NCBI's taxonomy places the organism in Eukaryota, Fungi, Ascomycota, Dothideomycetes, Mycosphaerellales, Mycosphaerellaceae.
AUGGUUCAAGUUAUUACUUUGGGAGCACUUUUUGCUGCUGGUGCGUCUGCACAGCUAAAUAUUCCUGGACUUCUGAACGGCUUGAAACCUGCUCCUGCGAACGAUCCGCGGUUUACAAACUGGCAGAGACCUGGACCGAAUGAUGUGCGGUCGCCGUGUCCUGGCUUGAACUCCCUGGCCAAUCAUGGGUUCAUCAAUCGCAACGGCCGCAACAUGACGAUCCCACAUUUGGUCCAGGGAUUAGCAGCUGGCUUGAAUGUCGGACCAGACUUUUCAAUCGCAGUUGGUGGUGUUGGUCUUCUCUCCUCGCCCAAUCCUCUCGGCGGAUCCUUCGAUCUGAAUGAUCUAGAUCAACACAACUUUCCCAUCGAACACGACGCCAGUCUGUCUCGUCAAGACGACUUCUUCGGCAACGACCACGAUUUCAACAACAAUAUCUGGCAGCAGACCUUGUCGUUCUAUCAAGGUAGCACAACUACCAACUUGCUCGGCGCUGCAAAAGCCAUCGCUGGACGUACGGAGGACUCAGAGGCGAGGAACCCAGAAUUCACCUACGGCGUUCGCGAAUUCGUCCUUCGCUAUGGUGAGACCGGGCUGUAUUUGCAGACAAUGGGUGGAGACGACCUCACUGGAGUGACUCGCCUCGACUGGGUUCGCAGCCUGUUCGAACAGGAGCGUCUGCCUUAUAAUCUUGGAUGGAGGCCUCGUGCUGAGCCCAUCACACUUGCGAGCUUGGGACUGAUGAUCAACAACCUCGUUGCAGUAUCCCCAUCGAAGGGAACCGAGUUUGGCAACAUUACUGCUGACUCGUACAAGAACAUCUUCCAGGUGAUUGCCGGUGGAUCGAAUGUUCUGAAUAACCUUACAGAUGGCCUAGCGGCUGCGGUUGGUCUGUAG